GACUACACAUGCCUUGCAAUUCAAUUCACCCUUGAGAGAGAGAGAGAGAGAGAGAGAGGACAGUGUGUGUGUUGUGGAGAAGAGGAGUAUAAAAAUCACAACAGUAACCGCAACACGGCAUGGAAUUCCACCGCAACAACUCAUCUCCGUCGUCAUCAAACUCCUCCUCCAUGAGCGCCGCCGGAACCCCAAACCCUCAAAAAACCGACGACCCAAUGCACUCAUGGUGGGAAUCCGUCUCCAAAGCCCGUUCCCGCAUCCACUCCCUCGCCACCAUCCUCCCCAACUCUCACUCCUCCGCCCUCUCCUCCCUCGCCGACUCCGAACGCCCCGCUCUCUCCCUCCUCUCCUCCCUCGCCGCCUACUCCGCCGUCUCCUCCUCCCUCUCCGGCUCCCAAUCCGACCCCCUCUGCCACUGGCUCUACGACACCUUCCUCUCCUCUGACCCCCACCUCCGCCUCGUUGUCCUCUCCUUCCUCCCUCUUCUCUCCGGCCUCUACCUCUCCCGCCUCCACCACCGCCACGACGACAACAACCACCAUGAUCCGCCUUCGCUCUCCGGCUUCGAAGCUGUUCUCCUCGCUCUCUACGCCGCCGAGACCAAAUCCCGCAACGGCAAACCCCUCAUCGCCACCGUCCCCGACCUCUCUCUCCCUUCCAUCUACCAUUCCCCUCUCCGUAAACCCCAAAACUCCAACGCUAACGCUCCCUCCUCCGUCGCUGUGAUCUCACCACCGCUUGAACCCCUCCUCGCCGUGAAAUCCACCAAGCGCGCCUCCAUUGUCGGCGCCGCGUUACAGUCCUACUUCUCCCAGAUCUCUCAUAUGCCCUCCUGGUCCAAGCUCGAAUUCUGCCGCUUCCUCGCCGGAUGGGCCGGCCAGGACUGCCCCUGCCGGAGAGACCUCGAUCGCGUCCCAUCCAACACUUUAACUCUGACCCUUGACGACGACGGUGACGGUGGUGGUAGCAAUGGCGGUUGUGACCGUGAGAUUGAGAUUGAGAGUGUUGGAGAAAUGAUGGGGAAGGUGCAGAUUCAUGAUUCUGAUGGGUUGGCCAAAGGGGAUAGGAUCCCUUUGCCUUGGGAGAUUCUGCAACCGGCGUUGAGGAUCUUGGGGCACUGUUUGUUUGCCCCAUUGAACCCUCAAGAGGUUAAGGAUGCUGCAUCUUUUGCUGUUAGGUGCUUGUAUGCUAGGGCCUCUCAUGAUUUGGUUCCUCAGGCUAUUCUUGCCACCAGGAGUCUCAUUCAGCUUGAUAACAGGGCCAGGGACGCCGCGAAAGUCGCCGCUGCAGCUACAAAUCCCAACACCCCUACCAAAGUCAAGAAACCUGAAAUACUUUUGGUCUCAAAGUGAGUCCUUGCUGCUGUGCUGUAUAGUUUAUGGGUAGCAGCAGUUCAACACCAUUUUCAGCUGGAUAUUGUGAUUGUAAGCAGAGUUUGAUUUUGUAUUAUAGAAACUUCAUAGUUCUGGAUUUUAUUAUUGCUUUUCUUUUAUAGAUUUUAAGUUAUAAAUGUUUUUACCGAGCGAUAGCAACCUGUUUUAACUUUGUUUAGUUGAUGGAAUUAUCUUGUGCCUUGGUUGUGCCCCUGGUUUAUUGUAAUGCAUGUGGUUGUGCUA
This is a messenger RNA of Lotus japonicus, 1616 nucleotides long. RefSeq lists its product as uncharacterized. The record is from RefSeq and is a predicted model, not a curated record. Gene Ontology annotation, cellular component: plasma membrane. Gene Ontology annotation, biological process: phosphatidylinositol phosphate biosynthetic process; protein localization to plasma membrane. Bases 120 to 1352 code for a protein of 410 amino acids. NCBI's taxonomy places the organism in Eukaryota, Viridiplantae, Streptophyta, Magnoliopsida, Fabales, Fabaceae. The transcript has a single exon.